Molecule: messenger RNA, 207 nt
Organism: Sphenostylis stenocarpa
Lineage: Eukaryota; Viridiplantae; Streptophyta; Magnoliopsida; Fabales; Fabaceae
Source: the annotation of a GenBank genome assembly
AUGGAUGGGUUACAAAUAGCUCUGCCUAUUGUUGGAGUUGUUGCUGCUGCAGCUGUGACCUUCUAUGCAGUGAGCUUUGCUGAGCUUAGAGAGAAAUCAUUUAGAGAUUUGGAAGAAUCUGAAUAUGAAGAUGGAGUUUAUAGGCCAUCCCCUAGCUCCCGGGAGAGGCGUGCCAGAAGACAAGCUAACAAAAAUAACAAAAAAUGA